Messenger RNA from Thrips palmi, 2182 nucleotides. Its product is annotated as 5'-3' exonuclease PLD3-like. Lineage: Eukaryota; Metazoa; Arthropoda; Insecta; Thysanoptera; Thripidae. The transcript has 9 exons. Gene Ontology annotation, molecular function: catalytic activity. The coding region runs from base 306 to 1898 and encodes 530 amino acids. The record is from RefSeq and is a predicted model, not a curated record.
GACCCACAGUCUUCCGUUGCUGGUCCUGUAGAUUCGACACUUUGAACGGAUCGCGCUCCGGAACGUGACCGGUCCUGCUUCUUCCGUUUCCCCCUCCACACCACCAGCCACCCCUCCGCUCUCCCCUCUGCAACAGCUGCGAACGUCAACAAACAACAAAGGCGUCCCGCCGGCGGCUGCUGUGCUGCUCUGCUGCCCGCAUUAUUUUAUUUCGUUGAUCGGAUCGGUCGGGAUGGAUAUGCCUGUAGAGUGAAACUUUAGCGCUCGCGCUGUCCUCCCACCGCGCCGCGUGGCUCCUUGUAACCAUGAAAAUAACCGUGAGUCAAAACCUCGACGGGAAGGUUAAAGUACCGUCAUCCAAAAAGCUUAGCUCAGUGCCCGAUGAAGAUGUGGAUCAAUGGGGAUCCCGCUUUCUCAUGCGAUCAGAAGAGGAUCUUUCCUUCCCUCACCACCCUCAACACUCCAAGUGGAGUUCUCGAGGGUGGUGUAAACCUGCUUACAUUCCCAUCUCCAUUAUUCUCAUUAUGAUCAUACUGGUGGUUCUUUUGCCUCUUUUAGAACAAUCAGAAAAUUGGAAUGAAAAAUUAAAGCUAGAUGGAUUGUCAUGUCAAAAUUCUUGCAGGAUAUCAUUGGUGGAAAGUAUUCCUGAGGGGUUGACUUAUCCACCAGAAGCCCCAAAGUUCCCCUCCACUUACGAUACAUGGAAUCAACUGAUAAAUAUAUCUCAAAGCUCGAUUGAAAUUGCAGCAUUGUACUGGAGUCUUCAAGGAGCUGACGUCUACCCACACCCAUCUGCUUAUCAAGGUGAAGACAUAUUCAAGAACCUUUUAGAAGCAUCAGCAGAACGGAACAUCAAAUUGAGAAUUGCUCAGAAUUCUCCCUCCCGGGAUAUGCCCAGCCCUGAUACUGAAGAACUUGUGAAGAAAGGUCUUGCAGAGGUUAGAAGCUUGAAUUUUGCUCGUUUGCUAGGAGGAGGUGUCUUGCACACUAAAUUUUGGAUUGUAGACCGCAAGCAUGUCUAUCUUGGAAGUGCAAAUAUGGACUGGCGCUCUCUGACUCAGGUGAAAGAAUUGGGGGCUGUCAUUUAUGACUGUCCAUGUAUGGCAAAUGACUUGUUAAAAAUAUUUAAUGUUUACUGGGACCUUGGCACAGAGGAGGCUGUGAUUCCUCCUAGAUGGCCGCAGACAUAUAGCACUGAAUUCAAUAUGGUCAAGCCAAUGAAUUUAACUUUGAAUGGAGUUCGAGCCAACACUUUCCUUUCUAGUUCCCCCCCACCCUUCUGUCCAGGAGGGCGGUCAGGGGAUGGAGACACUAUAGUUGACAUAAUUUCAAAAUCUGAAAAGUUUGUCUACAUAUCAGUCAUGGACUACAUCCCUAUGAUGAUCUACACACCAAGGCCAAAGUAUUGGCCCAUUUUUAACAAUGCACUGCUAGCUGCAGCAUUAAAUAAUACAGUAAAUGUUCGAAUUCUAAUGUCAUCUUGGAACCACACCAGAAGGGCAGAGAUUCAAUUUCUGAAGUCACUGGAAGAAGUUUCUGGCUCUUACAAGAAUGUCAACAUUGAAGUUAAGCUGUUCAGAGUUCCCGCAACUCCUGACCAGCAAAAAAUACCCUUUGCACGGGUAAACCAUAACAAGUAUAUGGUAACUGAUAAUGCUGCAUACAUUGGCACUUCAAAUUGGUCUGGGGAUUAUUUUGUUGACACUGCUGGGGUAGGAUUAGUUGUGAAACCUUCCAUUUCUAAUCGUAAGAAAAAUCCUCUUCCUAUUCGUGACCAGUUGCAAUCUAUUUUUGAAAGGGACUGGAACUCACCAUAUGCUAGUCGUCUUUCAGAUUUGUCACAUAACGAUAUAUCAUCUAUGUUCUUGGAUCAGACUACUAAUUUGAACUAUUUUUAAUCAUUUCCCACUAAUUUGUAUAUUUUUCAAGGCCUCAUUUUUUGGCAAAUUAGUUAGGACAAUGUAUCAUCAGUAUAUGCACAUAAUUCUCUUUCAUAUUAUUCAAGUGGAUGGUGGUUUAUAUUUUUGCUGGAACUUUCAAGUAAGGAGAGCUAAUGAAAAAAUAGUUACAGUAACUUUAUUUUGACUAAGAUUUUAAAAAUUAUGACUAUAUUAGUCUCAUGUCUUCUCUCUUUAAAUGAAUUUGUAGAUAGGAAUAAAAUGAAUUAAAUGACCAACCUCAA